AUGGUCCUCGGCGCCGGCCCUCUCCUGGACCCAGACGAAACCGACAUGUACAAGCUCUUCGACCGCGCGGCCGGCCUCGACGCCCUCGACCGCGUAGGAGCCGGUGGCGUCGACGCGCGACACGCAAACAAGAACAAGAAGCGCAGGGGCAAGCGGCGCACGGGGCGCGCGCUCGCGGCCGACGCCGUGGCUUCUGAGGGAUCGGCCGACGCGCCGACGGCGGCGGUCGCCCCCCCCGCGGCCCCCGCACCGCCCCGGGCUGCGGCGGCGCCGGUGAUGGAGCCUCCGCCGCGCAUGCGGGCGCCGGAGCCGCCGACGCGGCCGGUCGAGCCCCGCCGCGAUGAGCUGGAGGAGGAGGCGGAGGCGGUGGAGGCGGCGGCGGUGGUUGCUACGCCCGCGGACGGCGCGUCCGUGUCCCCGGCGCCGCCCGCUGCGCCGCAGCCGCCGAAGCGGCCGGCGCCGUCCCGCCGCGAUGUUGAGGAGGCGGACACGGUCCUGGCCGCGGAGGCGGCGGCUGCAGCGGCGCUUUCGCUGCCCUUGUCAGCAGCACCGCCGUCCGCAGCACCAGCAGCUCCGCCGCAGCCGCCGAAGCGGCCGGCGGCGCCCGAGCCCGCGGCGACGACGCGCCAGGACGCCGCCGCACCGGCGCCGGAGCCGACGCGGACGGCGGCCGCCCAAGCAGCCCCCCUCGCGCGGCCGUCGCGGCCUGCUCCGCGGCCGAAGGACGGCGAGGCGUCGUGGGCGCCGCUGCGCGAGGGGCGGCAGGCGGACGACCUCGCCUCGAUGUCGCUCGCGCACGAGCUGUGUCGGUCGCAGACCGAGGUGGGGAUGGAGGUGUUGAAGGCGAACGGGGGGGGUCUCGUGGUGCGGGCCGGGAACGACGCGGGCGCGAGCUUCGUGGGCUUCGUUCCGGUGUCGCGCAUGGCGCCGAACCGGCUGCAGUCGGCGCUGGGCCUCGCCAACCUGCACACGCGCGUCGCCGCCGAAGACGGGGCGUCGGCGCGGGGCGGGAAGCCGCCGUCGAAGGGCGAGGCGCGGGAGCUGUGGCGCGGCAAGAUGAAGGGCGCGCUGCAGGACAUGGUCGGCGCGCGGAUGCAGGGCGUGGUGACCGAGAUCGACGUGGGCCGCGGGCGGGUGUGGCUGGCGGAGGUGGGCGCGGAGACGGGGACGUGCAAGGUGACGGGCGGCACGUGCGAGAGGCCGCAGCGAGGGACCGGGGGAGGGGGCGCGCGCGCCGCGGGGCAGGGCGGGCGCAAGUAG
Pedinophyceae sp. YPF-701 is the source of this 1260-nucleotide messenger RNA. The record is from the annotation of a GenBank genome assembly. NCBI's taxonomy places the organism in Eukaryota, Viridiplantae, Chlorophyta, Pedinophyceae.